Molecule: messenger RNA, 5498 nt
Organism: Scylla paramamosain (green mud crab)
Lineage: Eukaryota; Metazoa; Arthropoda; Malacostraca; Decapoda; Portunidae
Product: mucolipin-3-like
Exons: 16
Coding region: 197-2332 (711 amino acids)
Cellular component (GO): lysosomal membrane; plasma membrane
Molecular function (GO): NAADP-sensitive calcium-release channel activity
Source: RefSeq, a predicted model, not a curated record
AAAGGAAAUCGGAAAUGGAAUACCAUUUUAAUAGCUAGUAGCUGACGGGAUGAUGUCAUUGACACUCACCAAUCAGCUGUUACAACCACAACAAAGCAAUCGGAUAUACGUGCUGCUCUUAGAAGGGAGGACUCCGACGUGCCUCGUUUAGUGACGCAAGGUUUAAAAAAAAAAAAAAGUGGCUGUAUUGUAGAAAAUGAAUCCUGCUAAUCACGGACAAUGUCACAUUCGCCGAAAUUCUCGAGAUGAGAGAAGUGAAGGUUUAAGUCGGGAGCACCUUGGGCACACAAAUAUAAGCCAGAACGGGACAGAAGGUUUGGAACAGGCCCCAUCACCCCAAGAGCUGGAGGAUAUUGCUCAGUCCCUGCAAAACCAGACCCCUCCAGAAGUUAAAGUGGUGGGUCCUCACGGAAACUGUCAACGAUCCUGCUAUGGCUCUGUUUCAUCCAUCCUUCCUACUGAUUGUGGGCACCUAGAUGAUACCUCCACCACCAACACCACUGGUGUCCACUGCCCAAAUAUGACUCCCAGCAAAAUGCAACGACGACUCAAGUUUUUCUUCAUGAACCCCAAAGAAAAAUGGCAUGCCCGGCGGCGCUUUCCGUGGAAGUUGCUACUUCAAAUAUUUAAGAUUGUGGUUGUGACAGCACAGUUGUGCCUCUUUGCUCAGCAGCGAUACAGCCAUGUGAACUAUCUAUGGGACACCAAGAUCUCCUUUUCGCACAUGUUCCUCAAGGGUUGGGAUACUACCAGAGAAGUUCAAGUUUAUCCUCCUGGAUCAGGUCCUCUGGCUGUAUAUGAAAAACAAGAUUUUUUUCAAUAUUUAGAUUAUGCCAUCACAACAUAUUCAACUAUCAAUGAGAAGGCCAUUGGAACAUACUCCUACAAAUACCGGGAUGGGGAUUUGGUACUUCCCACCCUUUGCAUGGCACAGUAUGCUGGUGGAUAUGUUUCCCCCAACAAUAACACUUUUAUGUUGAAUGACACCAUUGCAAAAUCAUGCAUAGACAUCCCAGUGCAGAUGAACGUAACAAGCUGGUCUAGUGAGGCAUUCUUGAAGAAGAAGAACUAUAUACUUAACUUUGAUCUACUUAUGAAUAUUGAGUUCACCUUCCAUUUGCACACAAUAAAGCUGAGAGUCAACUUGCCAUUUGACACACCAGAGUGUUAUGGCCUCACUGGGAAGGUAAUAUUCAACAACCAUGACCAUGAUGGACAAAUGCUGGUGAAUCUGGAUGUAGCAGCACAAGUACUGGAAUGCCAAGGCUCAAUAAAACUGGCAUCUGAGGCAUACACGCUCAAGGUGUGGAGGACAUUUAUCAACGUCACUAGCAUUAUGAUCUGUAUUAUUUCCCUCAUCAUGUGUGUGCGUGCCUUGUACCGUGCACAGCUACUCAGAAAGACGACUGUAUUGUUCUUCAGACAACAGUAUGGCAAGGAGCUAAGCCUGGAGGAACGCAUGGAAUUUGUCAACUUGUGGUACCUACUUAUAUGUAUAAAUGACAUUUUCAUCAUACUAGGCUCCUGUCUCAAGAUUGGCCUGGAGAGUAAGACGUAUCGCAUACAUCGAUAUGAGUUUGUGAAAGGCAGUGAUCUUGUGAAUUAUGAAGGAUACUUAGACACCUGGAAUGUAUGCUCUCUCUUCCUUGGGCUGGGCAACCUACUGGUGUGGUUUGGAUGUCUGCGCUAUCUUGGAUUCUUUACUACAUAUAAUGUGCUGAUUUUAACCCUGAAGAAGUGCAUCCCCAAUGUGUUGCGCUAUUCCAUUUGCCUUCUGAUGGUGUUUGCUGGGUACUGCUUAUGUGGAUGGCUGGUUCUGGGACCAUAUCACUUCAAGUUCCGUUCAUUCUCAUCUACAAUGGAGUGCCUCUACUCUCUCAUAAAUGGAGAUGACAUGUUUGCAACAUUUUCCUCUACCUCGGGCAAGGAUCCUAUGGUUUGGUGGUUCUCCCGCAUCUACCUCUACUCCUUCAUCUCUCUAUUCAUCUAUGUGAUACUCAGCCUCUUCAUUGCCAUCAUAAUGGAUGCUUAUGAGACAAUCAAGAACUAUUAUGAAAAUGGUUUUCCAUUAAAUGAAUUGAUGAAGUUUGUUGAAGAAUGUACUGAGGAGCCUUCCAGUGGAGUCUUUCAAGAUGAGGAUGAUCAUACUAUCCAUGAUGUAAUAAAUUCCAUCUGUUGCUGUGGUUAUGAGGUGCUGAUUGCCACGGCUGGAAUGGCUGAUUGCCACAGGCUGGAAUGGCCGUCCACAAACAGCACCAAUGGUCGCUUUUCUCCCAAUUUGGGAAUGAAGAUGUCCCUCAAAAAGAAUGAAUCAACAGUCUGCAGAAUAUGAGCCUCUCCUCACAUAAUGUAACACUGGACUUUUUUAAGAGUGAAGGUUACUUGGAUCCUUGUUGUAUGAUGUUUUAUCAGUAUGUUAUCUGUAAAUGUCAGUUAUAACUAAAUAUUGUAUGCAUGUGAAUAAUAACUAAGUGUUACUACUUCAGGGUUAUAGUAUGUUAAACUGUAUAGUACCAAAUAUAGUAUUUCAGUUUUAUUUCAAAGCAAGUGUGAUAAAUAUUUAUACUUCUAAUUUUAAGAAGGAAUUAAUUUAUUGAAAUGCAUUACAGUUACUUUGCUAGACUUGGGAAAUUAAUAAAGCAUUGUUAUGGUUUUUACUUUAAAUCAUAGAUGUACAUACAUACUCUAUUCAUUUUGAAAUUGGAAUAUCAUUACAAUUGGUCUCCUUUUUAUGUCUUCCCAUGCAUUGCAUUAACCUUCCCACCAGUUGCUAGCAAGCCAUGUUGUGAUUAGAUGAGUAACCAUGAUUUUGUGCUGUGUUUGGAGAAUGAAGGAGCGUUUGUAUGGGAAUGCUGUUGGCUAGUAGAUCAAUGUUUGAUGGGCAAAACCUAAAGAAAACAGUAUACAAAAUACUAUAAUGAGUUGAAUUUUGCUGAAUAUAUAUAUAUAUAUAUAUAUAUAUAUAUAUAUAUAUAUAUAUAUAUAUAUAUAUAUAUAUAUAUAUAUAUAUAUAUAUAUCUGUGUGUGUGUGUGUGUGUGCUUUUUUUUAUUUAUUUAUUCAUUUAUUUAUUAUUUUAUUUAUUUAUUUAUUUAUUUAUUUAUUUAUUUAUUUAUUUAUUUUUAUUUUUAUUUAUUUUUUUAUUAUUUUUUUUUCUUUUUUUUUUUUAGGGGGGGGCAGAGGUUCUACAUUGGUUUCUGUAGUUUAUCUAGGAUGGUGUCCCUAAAGAAUGACUUUGGAUUUGGCAUUUGGAAAUCAUUAGCCUGAGUGGCUGCUCUUCCUACCCUCGGACUAUUUCCAGAAUUCAAAUCCAUGCACCUGAAAACUCCUCAACCCCCAAAGCACCCACAGUUCGAUUGUACCACAACAGCCCUUAGAAACAUGUUUGUAUAACUGUACAAAUUGUAGAACACCUUAAUUUGUAUAGUUACUAUGAUAUUUUGUGAAAAAAGUGCCUAACUCUAAGCUAAGGAAUAAAAAGUAGUUUCCUUUUUGGGACUUUAAUAUUCUUGAAAGUAAUCUCCUUAUGACUCCACACACUUGGCCCAUUGAUCCUUCUAGUGAUGAAAACAUUUCUGGAAGUACUGUAAGAUGACUUCUUGGCUUUUAAAUUUGAACUCCUUCAGUAGAAUCUUCAGGUUAGAGAACACCUAGAAAUCAAAAUGAAUUAUGUAUGGAAAGUAGGUAGCCUAGCAAACCUGAAUAAUUUGGUGCAUGAUAAAGAAAUUCUGCAUUAGGCAUGAAGAAUAGACCAGAGAAUUGCCAGUUGCCUGCCUUCCAUAGAUCCUGGCCUAUACUUUGCAUUUGAUCCAGGAUUUCUUGGCCAAACAAUAAAUUCCUCAGGUUCAUCAUGCUCCCUACUAUCCAGACAUAGCUUUAGCUUACUGUGGUUUCUGGAUGUUCUCUUAGUAAAAACUACCAGUGAAAGGGUCCUGAUGUGAAAGACAAGAUAUUAUGCAGAAUAUGAUGAUGUACCCUGCAGCCAUUCCAGAUCAGGACUUCCAGAAAUGUUUUCAACAAUGAAAGGGAAAGAACCAAUGGAUCAAGUGCAAAGAGGCACAAGAGGUCUACUUUGAAGAUAUUAAAGUCAAGUCCCAAAAAAAAGCAAGCCACUUUUAAUCCUUUGGCCUAAGUUUUUUUGUUUUUUUCUCAAAAUCUCAUAUGUUGGCAUUGGUAGGGAUUACCACUAAGCAUCCAUCCAUGCUAUCUUACCUUAACUACACUACUUAGAAAACCAUUAUUCAUCUUAAUUUUAUAUUAUGCACAUUUGUUUUAUUAUAUAAUGCUUAAAAAUACGUCAUGAAACUACAUUUUGCACUCUUUGUAUUGAAGAUUGGAUGCCUCAAGAAUAUUGUGGUUUCUUGCUCUUACAGUACUGAUAAACUGAAGUCAAAACCUUCAUGACAAAAUAUUUCCAAACCAGUCACAAUUGUUCCUAGAGAUUAGAAUUUUUAAGGACUGUCAUUUGAUGCUACAUGGUAUAAUAUUAUUAAUCAUAGUUUGUUACAUUAUGUAAUGGUAAACAAUGAAUGGAUGUGAUAGAAAUAAUAGUUUAUUACAUUUGUAGAGGGAAGGGAUGGUGGAAAUGUUACACAAACUACACAUGUCAAUUAGUACUACUUGUAUUAUCAUUAAUAAUGUUACAACAGAAAAUGCAUUAUUUAAUUAAUUCUUUAUUCUUUCGAUAUAAGUGAAUAAGUGAGAAAUGGAUCACUAUGCAAAAUUAUGAUUGGCCAGUCUUAUUCAAUAUUGUUGUUCACAUUGACUUUGGUAGCAGGUAGCCCUUUGUUCUUAUUGCACGCUACUUUUUAAGACAUGAUACAGUUUCCAUGAAGCUGAUCUGUAAUUUGGAGAGAGAGAGAGAGAGAGAGAGAGAGAGAGAGAGAGAGAGAGAGAGAGAGAGAGAGAGAUACUCAUAUAAAUGUAUGGUGUCUUGUAAAGAAAAUUUACAAAACUUAAAGAUUAAGUCAUCAUUUUAAGUCUGAAACAUUCUAUGGUCAAAUGGUUUUAAUUCCAUAGUUUAGAGAUUGUAGGGCAUUUAAAUAUGGACAUGAAUCAGUGGCAAGUGGCUACACAGUCCCAUCCUGCAACAUCCAACUGAUUGCUGUUACCAUAGGAGGUUUGUUAUGUUUUAGUUAUUAUUUGCUACAAUGAUACACCACUUUCUUGAGUUUCAUUCAUCUCUUUAUUUACAAAAAUCCUGAUGUGAAAUCAAAUAAUCUCCUCAAGAUGGCAGUCCCCACCACUGCUGCCCUUCCUGCCUCCCGUGCUAUUUACUAGUCAAUCUUAUUUAAAUGUCCUGUGAUUUCUGAACCUUGAUGCUAAAAACAUUUAAUCUGCUGAGUCUUUUUAACUUGGAAUUACCUGAUCUUUAAUUUAUGUUAAUAUGUGAUUUUCCUCACUGGACACCCUGUAUAAACUUACACCCAUCAUAUUGUAUUUGGUAUACUAUGUACAAAAAUAAAUUUUUUGAUGAGGAAAUCAUUGUAAUGACAUGGGU